CCUCCGGCCCCUUGUUGUCACGACGUAGGUCGGGCUCUUCGCGCUGCUGCCGCUGUCGUGGGGAGCCGGGAGGGAAAAGCGGCUUCUCCUGCUCCCCCCCGACCAGUCCCCGUUCUCCCGGGCCGGGGGCGGCGCCCUCGCCAUGGCCACCAGCACCACGGGCUCUACGCUGCUGCAGCCGCUCAGCAACGCCGUGCGGCUGCCCAUAGACCAGGUUAACUUCGUAGUGUGCCAACUCUUUGCCUUGCUUGCGGCUAUUUGGUUUCGAACAUACCUUCAUUCAAGCAAAACUAGCUCAUUUAUAAGACAUGUUGUUGCCACGCUUUUAGGCCUUUAUCUUGCACUUUUUUGUUUUGGAUGGUAUGCCUUACAUUUUGUUGUACAAAGUGGAAUUUCCUACUAUAUCAUGAUCAUAAUAGGAGUGGAAAAUAUGCACAAAUAUUGCUUUGUUUUUGCUUUGGGAUACCUCACUAUGUGCCAAAUUACUAGAGUCUAUAUCUUUGAUUAUGGACAAUAUUCUGCUGAUUUUUCUGGCCCAAUGAUGAUAAUUACACAGAAGAUCACUAGUCUGGCUUAUGAGAUUCAUGAUGGGAUGUUUCGAAAAGAAGAAGAAUUGACCCCAUCACAGAGAUGCUUGGCUGUAAGACGCAUGCCAAGUCUACUGGAGUAUUUAAGUUACAACUGUAAUUUCAUGGGUAUCCUGGCAGGCCCGUUAUGCUCUUAUAAAGACUAUAUUACUUUCAUUGAAGGCAGAUCAUACCAACUGACACAGUCUGAAGCAAAUGGGAAAGAAGAUGUAAAAUAUGAACAAAGAGAUCCUUCACCAAAUAUAGCUGUGACACAGAAACUCUUAAUCUGUGGGCUCUCCUUAUUAUUUCAUAUGACUGUCACAAAAACUUUACCUGUGGAAUACAACAUUGAUGAUAACUUCAGAGCUACAGUAUCUUUGCCUAUGAGGAUUAUCUACCUGUAUGUGUCUCUAAUGGCUGCCAGGCCCAAAUACUAUUUUGCAUGGACUUUAGCAGAUGCAAUUAAUAAUGCAGCAGGGUUUGGUUUUAGAGGAUAUGACAAAAAUGGAGCAUCACACUGGGAUUUAAUAUCAAAUCUGAGAAUCCAGCAUAUAGAGUUUUCAACAAGUUUCAAGAUGUUUCUUGAUAACUGGAAUAUUCAAACAGCUCUUUGGCUUAAAAGAGUAUGCUAUGAGCGAGCUUCCUUCAGUCCUACGAUCCAGACCUUCAUCCUUUCAGCCAUUUGGCAUGGUGUGUACCCAGGAUAUUAUUUAACAUUUUUAACAGGAGUACUAAUGACAUUAGCAGCACGAGCCAUGAGAAACAACAUUAGACACUACUUUGUUGAUUCUCCUCCUGUUAAAUUAUGUUACGAUGUCAUCACAUGGAUAGCAACUCAAGUAGCAAUAAGUUACACAGUUGUGCCAUUUGUGCUGCUCUCUGUAAAACCCUCUUUCAUGUUUUACAGCUCCUGGUAUUUCUGUCUUCACAUUGCCUGCAUCUUAGUGUUGUUGAUAUUGCCAUUGAAAAGAACUCAAAAAGGAAGUAUAGAGCAGGAAAGCAUCAAGCCCCCAUGGCCCAAAAAACUAGAAGAAAACAUUUUGGGACAGAACAGUUAUUCCACAACAAAUAAUAGUUUCAAUCAGAAACGAGAAAUAACCUGCAGAUAUCCAACACUGAAACAAUGAUUGGGAAAUACUAUGAUGAAUAUAUUUUGUAUGUUUUCAAAACCCAUUUUUAGCACCUUUUAAAGGGGUUUGUAUUUGUUUGCAAAGGUUUUUAGUAAGAAAAGAAUGCUGUUACCUAGGGAAUAUCACAUACAAUAGCAAGACUGGAAACAAAGCAAAUUAACCCCUCCUAUGCCAUGUCCCUGUGGGUCAUGCCUUAUAUGAAAAUAUUACCAUUAUUUCAAUGGGCACUCAGGACUUGCAACGUAUGUCCAUAGGGUCAGAUGUGUGCCCCUUUGCUGAAUGUACGUUGUGUAUCCCAAGGCACUGAUGGGGUGGAAAACAGCUGUGUCAAUCUAAAUUAACACAUGGAAAUUAACUUUUCCAAAUGAAUGACUUGCCUUAAACCCUCUAUCUACUGAAAUAUUGUUUCUAAGUGAUAAUUUCAUGUUUAAUAUUAUGUGGGAACUGUAUAAUGUUGGGUGCUGUUUUUUAAAAAAAAACAAGACUAUGAAAUGGGAAACUGUUGAAAGGUUGUGAAUCUUUGAAAAGGUAUUGCAAUAAACAUCUCAGUAUUUGGAGGGUUUUCUUAGAUCUCAAACUAUUACAGUACGUUGCGGAACUGUAAACAUUACCAAUGCCAAAUUAUAGCUUAGUUUGAUAAAGAGAGUCUAAUUACAAAGAGCCCUUCUGAAAGGAUUUUUUUAAAACUAAAGAUUCACCUUUUUUUCUAGGGCUAAUAGCUCUGUUCUAGGUUUAUUUUAUUUUGUUGUUUUUAAAAACACUAAGUGGACUUUGAAGCUAGAGACAAAAUGGCAGUCAUAAUAGAAUACAGAUGAAGACACUGUGCAAGCCACCAGGCUUUCAGUGAAAGUGCUUCUUACCUUUAGCUACCGGAGUUCCUUAUUCUAGCACUUAAACAUUUUACAAAUAGUGACUUUUUAAUCUUUAAGAAGUCACUCUGAAGUUUCUCAGACAUAGAAUGGUUAGUUGAAGGUGCUUACAGUAUCGAAUAAAUAUAGCCAGAUUACCUUGAGGUUGUAACUCAAGUUACUAGAAAACAAAAGAUGAAAUCAUAUGUCAACCAGGCACUGUAUGCUUCAUCUUGAUAAUCCAUGGCCUUUCACCCCAAAAUGCCGGUGGGCUUUAAGGAAAGCUUUUUCUUUUUUUCUAAAAUUAAGAUUUCAGAUGCAGAAUUCACACUACACUUUUAGGUGAGAUUAUGGGAGAAAGCAAUGUUUGGGAAUGUGAGACUGAUAUUUCAUUUUGAAAUUAUAUCAAGGAAGUAAUGUUGUGAUUAUAUCUGUAACAGACCAUUUAUUGUGGUAAUGGCCUCUGCUAGAGAAAAAAUGUGUUCAAAGGGCUAUGUUUUUAUUUGCUUAUAUUCUGUAUUAUUUCCAUAUGAUUUUUAGUAAAUGCAAACUGUGUUUAUCCACAUGUUGUUUUAACUUUAAAACUUAUACAAAAAAUGCCACAGCAACAGUAAUGAAACUUAUUAUCAAACAAUAACAGCCAAAUGAGGUGAGUAAUAAAUUUCUUGAUUAAUA
Mauremys reevesii (Reeves's turtle) is the source of this 3222-nucleotide messenger RNA. It is a transcript of the gene MBOAT2, whose product is annotated as membrane bound O-acyltransferase domain containing 2. Bases 143 to 1696 code for a protein of 517 amino acids. Gene Ontology annotation, biological process: lipid modification. Gene Ontology annotation, cellular component: membrane. The transcript is spliced from 13 exons. The record is from RefSeq and is a predicted model, not a curated record. Lineage: Eukaryota; Metazoa; Chordata; Testudines; Geoemydidae. Gene Ontology annotation, molecular function: acyltransferase activity.